AUGGCUGCUGGAAGAUGGGCUAUUAGCCCAAUGCUGCUGUUUUCAACUGGCUUGCUCGUUCUCUCGGCUUUCAAUUAUGGGUUGAGUGAUCAGGCUUUUUCGUCUUGUCAGGCGAUGGACGCCUUUGAGAAGCAGUUUGGUGUGUACGAUGCUAAGACUGAUGCGUACAAGAUUCCGGCUCUGUACACUUCUCUGUAUAACAGUCUGAAGGCAGGUGGUCAGAUUAUUGGUGUUUUCAUCGGCGGAUACGUGAGUAAUCGAUGGGGACGUCGUAUGUGUAUCUUCACCAUGAGCGUGUAUGCACUCGGCAGUGCCUCUGUCGUCGUUAGUUCGACUACUCAAGCCCAACUCCAAACGGCCAGAGCUCUACACUACAUCUACCUUGGUAUGCAAUUGGCCGUGAUCCCAACCUUCUUGGCCGAACUGGCACCAGCCAAAAACCGCGGCGGAAUGGGCGUGCUAUACUGGCUUAGCAUCAAAGCUGGUGGCCUCUUCAUCACCGGUAUUGCCCGCGCCACCAAGAAGAUGACUACGAACGCAGCCUGGAGGAUCCCCUUUGGACUUAUCCUAGUCGUCCCAUUCAUUGUCAUCUGUCUGGUCUGGUUCAUCCCCGAAUCUCCACGUUGGUAUCUUCUCCGCGACCGUCAGGAUGAAGCUCUGCGAUCCCUUACCCGUCUCAAGAGCAAGGAUACAUCUGACGAGGAGGUUCGGGAGCGAUUCGAGAUGCUUUCAUUUAAGGUUGCUGAGCAGCUGCAAAAGAAGUCCUUUAAAGAUCUCUUUACGCGCCAGAACAGACAGAGAACUUUUAUUGUUUCGGCGGCGAAUUUCUUCCAGCAGGCAACCGGUCAGGCUUUUGCUUCGCAGUAUGGAACACUGUUUGUUAAGCAGUUGAAGACCAUCAAUCCGUUUAGUGUGACUCUUGGUACUAAUGCGAUUGAUAUUGGUGCGAUUGUCAUCUCUGGUUUGUUGAUUGAUGUUGUUGGACGGAGGGCGUUGUUCCACACCAGCUCUAGUCUUCAGACUGUGUCAUUGAUGACAAUGGGUGGUCUUGGAACGGCAGAUUCAAGCAACGUCGAUGCCAAAAAGGGUAUCGUGGCCAUGCUGCUUCUUUUCAGUUUCAGUUGGUCUCUUGGCUGGGCUCCUCUGACAUACGUUAUUGGCGCGGAACUUCCUUCUUCUCCGUUACGUGAGAUGACACUGCAGAUCGCUUAUACUGUGAAGCUUAUUACCGAAUUCGUCGUGACUUUCACCUACCCUUACAUGGAAACUGCUGAUACGCCCCACCACGUUGACAUUGGCGGCAAACUGGGCUUCAUCUAUGGGUCACUGUCGGCUGUUGCGUUCGUUUUUGGCUGGUUUUUCAUUCCUGAGACGAAGCAACUGGAAAUUGAAGAGAUUGACCAGGUUUAUGCCUUGAAAGAGGGUAAAUUGGAGGAUAUCGAGUCGGCUGACGAUGAGCGAACUACCGUCACUGAGAUUCCGAAAUAG
Messenger RNA from Penicillium pulvis, 1488 nucleotides. RefSeq lists its product as uncharacterized. NCBI's taxonomy places the organism in Eukaryota, Fungi, Ascomycota, Eurotiomycetes, Eurotiales, Aspergillaceae. Gene Ontology annotation, molecular function: carbohydrate:proton symporter activity. Gene Ontology annotation, cellular component: membrane. The record is from RefSeq and is a predicted model, not a curated record. The coding region runs from base 1 to 1488 and encodes 495 amino acids. Gene Ontology annotation, biological process: transmembrane transport; carbohydrate transport. The transcript is spliced from 5 exons.